AUGACCGACCUCCUAGAUAUCCUCCCCCAAUUUCCCACACAAAAAUAUGUGCGACUCCUCCCUUCACUGGAGAAGAAUCUCGUUACCGUCGCUGAUCUGCUCACUCUCGAUUGUGUUGAGAUAGCCAAACGUGCGACUUUACCUCUCUUGGAUGUUAAAAGAUUGUGUGCAGAUGUGCUGGAACACUUGAGAGGAGACCUUGGGAUAGGUGAGGUGAACCCUGGAAAUGAGGACGCUGCGGCAGACGAAAAGAAUAUAGACGGAAAGGGAGAGGCGAAGAAGUUAAGGAAGUCGGGAAAAGAAGUUGUGAAUGAGUGGGAGGUUAUAAGUACGUUGGAUGAUGAUAUGGAUCGCGCAUUAGGAGGUGGUAUUCCAGCAGGCUAUAUUACGGAGGUUACAGGCGAGAGCGGCGCAGGCAAAACGCAAUUCCUCCUAACCCUUCUUCUCUCCGCUCAACUUCCCGCACCCCAUGGUCUCGCAGCUCCCACUCUUUACGUAUCUACCGAAUCAUCCCUCCCCAUAACUCGACUAUCGCAACUCUUGCGCACUCACCCUCUUCUUGCUUCUCACUCAUCUCCGCCUUCUCUCGACAGAGUUAUCUCAAUUUCAACACCUGAUCUCGAAUCCCAGGAUCAUAUUCUUCGUUUCCAAGUCCCUGUUGCUAUUAAACGUCAUGGCAUUCGAUUGCUUAUAUUGGACAGUGUAGCCGCAAACUACAGAGCUGAAUUUGAGAGACCUGGUGUGACAAAGGGAGGUGGAAAUAUGGCUCAGAGAAGUGCAGAAUUAGUCAAGUUGGGGCAACUAUUAAGGAACUUGGCAAGGGAACACGGAGUCGCUAUUGUAGUCGCCAAUCAAGUAGCCGAUCGGUUCACAGGCGGAAGUGGAAGAGCAAGUCCAAUGGCUUAUGGUCAGAAGAGAGAAAGGGAAAGAGACAUGCAAAGCAGUCCACUUGCGAAAAGGAGCUUAGGCGUAAACGGAGCUAUGCCAGUACCAUCAAGUUCAAUGAAUGCUCCCAUGUCAAGUGUCCCCGGUAGUAGCAUUGGCAAUCGAGUGGGAUCUCGAGAUUAUUCCAUCAUAACACCAGAUCCUAUGUCAUUGGACCAUCAACAACGCUGGUUCACAGGCUGGGGCGAUGAUCCACACCCUUCUUACACUUCGUCCAAAAACGUCAAGACACCCUCUCUUGGUCUAAUCUGGACCACGCAAAUAGCAUGUCGAAUAGCACUUAUUAAAAAGCCCGUCUAUGGACGAGCAAGAAAUGAAAUCAUGGAGGAAGGAGAGAGAGGAGAACCAGUAUUAAAAAGAUGGAGACGAUGGAUGAAAAUUGUUUUUGCGGGAUGGGCAAUGGAAAGUGGAGAGGGAUUGAAUGGAAGUGUGGAGUUUGAGAUUAGGGGCGAGGGAAUGUCUGCUGUUAAGCAUGGAAAGGGAGUUGAUGAUGAUGGGGAGGAUGUUUUGUAG
Messenger RNA from Botrytis deweyae, 1458 nucleotides. RefSeq lists its product as uncharacterized. Gene Ontology annotation, biological process: DNA recombinase assembly; DNA repair; mitotic recombination. The coding region runs from base 1 to 1458 and encodes 485 amino acids. Lineage: Eukaryota; Fungi; Ascomycota; Leotiomycetes; Helotiales; Sclerotiniaceae. Gene Ontology annotation, molecular function: single-stranded DNA binding; ATP binding; DNA strand exchange activity. The transcript has 2 exons. The record is from RefSeq and is a predicted model, not a curated record.